AAUGGGUUUGGCAAUCUUGGUGGCAUUGUUGCCCAUUAUCCUUAGUGCAUUCGCGGAACUUCAGGGAAAUCACACUGGUAUGGCUAUCGCGAGGGCUGUUCAGGAAUCUAUUUUGCUUUUCUGUUUAUUCGGACUUUUCUCAUUGUCAAUUUCUCAUCCGCCAUUACCGCCGUUCUCUAGCAAUUAACGGAUAACUCUGCAUCUGCGCCAUCAAUUUUGGCCCAGAACCUACCAAAGGCGUCCAACCUCUUUUUCUCAGAACCUGCUACUGCAAGCAUUCACUGCUAGCGGUGGAGCAAUUCUACAAAUUGGGUCAUUACUCGUACAAUUCAUUCCUAGUCCAAUUGUUGACUACCGCUCGUCAGGAGUUUACCCCGGCGGCACGGCUUGCGCAGGCGAAAUGGGGCACUCUCUUCCCGGUACAUCUGGAUUUGGGGCACGUUGGGGUUGUUCACGCAGCCAUCUCCGCAUUGGUUCUCAUCUUCAAUGCCUGCAUGUUCAGUCUUUUCUGGAUAGUAUAUCGUUACAAUCUUCUCUACGUCAACCACUUUCUCUUCGAUAUAGGAGGUUUGCUCUUCCCCAGGGCGGUCAACCAGUGGUUUACAGGAAUAUAUGUUAUGGAGGUUUGUUUGAUUGGUCUCUUCUUCCUUGCCCGGGAUACCAAAGAUCGUGUGUUUGCUUUCCUCGAGCAAUUAUCAUGAUCGUUGUCACGAUCUUUACCGUCCUAUACUAAUAUACUUUGAACUCGGCUUUCGGUCCAUUUUUAACCCACUUGCCCAUCACUCUGGAGGAUGGCGCUGUUCUCCGUGGUGGAGCAUUGGCGGAAGAUAACGAAAGGCGAAUACUGUUGGCUAGCGGCAACAUCGUUCCGGAGGAGCAGGAAUGCGACAGUCUGAAUGAGGUUUUUGCAGAGUGGGAAAAGCGAGAGUGGCGCAUGGAUCAGCGUGCGGAUGAGAUUGAAAUGAGGAAAAUCCGCAACAUCCGCGAAAAGAAGGAAGGAAAGUCGUCAUUCUCAAGAGGCGGAAGACAGGCCAAGGGGCCAGACGCCAGAGACCCACAAAUGAAAUCGCGUCCUGCACCGCCAAAGCAACAGCCGCACACUAGACCGGAGCUAAUGUUGUUUGGAGACAUUUACCGACCAGAUUGAAGACUUGUCGCCGGCGGAACGGGACAUACUCGUUGGUAUAGCAUUCCAACACAAGGCUCUCUGGCGCAACGCCUGGUGACCUGGAUACCAAGAGAUGAUCUGGUAUUCCUGGCGAUGUGAUCCGGUCCACGCAUAGGUUUAGUGACAAUGUCUGGAUUAGCAACGAAAACUUUGGUCUGGAUCGCAAGGGUGGAGUGGUGUACAGGCAUCCAGCACCAGAUUUCGAUCAGCGGGAUUCGGUGAAGCUAGAAUCCAAGCAAGCAACUACCAGUUAUUUUGUAUUCAUUUUUUCCCAUCGUUUUGGUUUGCUCUAUUUUAUUCGAUCGGCGUUCUGUUUCGCGAUGAGUGCAGUAUUAUGCAUAUUUUUAACUUGAGUGAUGAUGGAUGAUGAAGUUGAGGUUAAGGGAAGAAGGGAAAUUUGGGACGUUUCCUUACUUAACGUCAUUCACGCAUUAGCGGCUCGGCACCGUUAUCCGGCUCGGCGCCAAGCAGACACUUCCAACCGACCCCGCUCAGUAGAAAAAUCGUUGUGGAGAUCGCUUAAGUCAACAAAACAACACUAAACUCUCCACAAUGCCGAAGAUUAAGGAAGGAAGCAAGGAAAAAGUAGAAGCCAGGAUUCAGCAAGCCAUUAAGCACUAUCAAAACAGUGAUAAACCUUCACUCCGCUUGUCGGCAGAGAAAUACGGUAUUGCCUAUUCAACACUGCGCGGUAGACUAAAGGGAAGGCAACCACGGGAGACAGGACACCAACACCGGCAGGUGUUAUCGGAAUACGAGGAAAAAUCGGUGGUACGCUGGUGUGAGAAGCUGGAUGAGUGGGGGCAUCCAGCCCGGUUGGCAGUGGUCAAGGGGAUGGCGGAAGCUAUCGUUGCCUCUCGGGUGAAGGACGGAGAAUUAGGGAAGAACUGGAUGUCGCGGUUUCUCCGGCGCCAUCCAGGGUUGGCCACGAAGCUAGGUACACGGCUGGAUCGCCAGAGAGUACUGGCCAAUGAUCCAGUAGUUCUGAAAGAUUACUUUAAAAAGGUAUGGAAGGAUGCUAUUACCGGAGAUGCUUACUAUUAACUGUACCUUUAGCUUCAGAGUCUGAUCAAAUUUUAUAACAUCUCCCAGUCCAAUAUGUACAACAUGGACGAGAAAGGAUUUAUGAUGGGGGUAGCCUUGCGUUGCAAGGUUAUCUGUAGAAAGAAUCGACGGUCAACAACUUUAACUCAAGAUGGGUCGCGGGAAUGGGUCACUGUUAUCGAAACAGUAUCCGGUGAUGGCCAAGUUCUCCGCCCCAUGAUUAUCAACAAAGGUAAAGCCCACUAUAUGGGCUGGUAUGCUAAGUUAAAAAAACAGGACUUAGCGACCUUUGGGGUUUCUGAAAAGGGCUGGAGUAAUGAACCCCUUGGGUUGCGCUGGUUGAAGGAAGUAUUUGAUGUAGAAACUCGGGAAAGGUAAGUUCUCCUAGUCAAUUUGAUACAUUUUUUGCUAAAUAGCCCCCUACUCUACAGUGCGCGCAGCAAGUAUCGUUUGCUUAUCUUGGAUGGGCAUACUUCUCAUUACAAUUGGGAAUUCUUUGAUUAUUGCCUCAAUGCAAAAAUUCUCCCUUUAUGUCUCCCCGCCCACUCGACUCACCUCCUCCAACCGCUAGAUGUUGGCUUAUUCAGCCCCCUUUAGCGUUACUACAGUAAUGGCCUUGAUGCCUUUAUUCGAAAAGAUCAUGGGGGUAUGAAUAAAGGCGAAUUUUUACUGUUAGUAGUUGUUUGCAGACCGCAUACUACUCCCUCGGGCCCUUACUUUUUUUUUUUCUAACCUGUGCUAAUUAGAAUGCAGAAUUCUUAUGCCUGCCCGCAGGUUGGCCUUUACCGAGUUGAAUAUCCGAAGCGCUUGGGAAGCCGUCGGGAUUAUCCACUUUAAUCCAAGGCGGGCAAUUGGGGGGGUGAAGCGAAAGGAAGCGAAUGUUACACAAGUAAAAGACUUGGCUGGUGAUGUCGGGCAAAAGAUACCAAAAACCCCACGUGCUGUCAGCCGGAUUCCUAGAACAGCAGCUUCCUUAGUCACUAGAAAUACUCCCGCCUCCCAAAAGCUAAAAGAGCUUCUCUCCAAUCUCUCCACCGGCUUGCAGCAAACAAUUGCUGACAAGGCAGUUGAGGAGGAGGCCUACCGACAAUACCGCCAGCUAAUGGCAAAAGAAAAGAAAAAAAACACCUCCGAUCGGCGCAAGUUAACUGAGGCUACCGUAGUAACCUCAGAGACCAUAUUGAUGCUGCGAAAGGAGCGUGAGAGAGGGGAUGCUGCCAAGAGUACCCGGCUUGCUAACCAGCAGGCACGCUUGCUCAAAACCCUUCCGGCAACUAAAAGUGCCUCUGCACAACGCACUCCCACUCUGGGGAACGAAGAAGUGCUUGUCCCUUGUAGUGUUGAUGGUAUUGCCCCAGAUGAGAUGGAGGAUCUCUGGGAAGAAAUGGAGGCUUUGGAGGUUACUGGGGCGAGUAGUGGUGAUGAAGCUGGAGGGGGGGUAGGUGAUACAAUCUGGGUGGAGAGGAGGCAUUAAUUUUCACUUGAUUAGAGGAGUUCGGUUCAUUAGAGCAUUUAUUGGUCUUUCUUUUUUAUUAGAAUAUCAUGGGUUGUUGUGGGAAGGUUCAUAAUAGUUGAAUUUAAUUGUUUUUGGUUCGGGAGAGGUGCUAGGACCCCCGCCUAAUGUGGCCCCCAAUUGCGCCAUCCACGCUGAGCCGGAUAUGGGUUAAGAGCCGGUAAGCCGUGAAUGACGUUAGUACUAUAUUGAUAUCAUAACAACUUACUCGUGCGUCUCAGCCAAGAUUUGCCUCAGGCUUCCCCAUUUGUAGUAGUGUGCAGGGAGGUCGUUCUUUUCUACCAAAGAAGUAUAGUAUAUUGUUAUUAUGCAACUAGUGGCAGAGACAACUCAGAUUGCGUAAAUGUAUUGCAAGAAAGUUCAACAUCACCGAACAGCUAGAGGUAUACGCCGGAUUCCUAAAUGGCCAGCAAACUCUCCAGACUUGAAUAAGAUCGAGUCUUGCUGGAAUUACCUUAAGGAUGCAAUGAUGGAGUACGACUUCACUGGAACAAGUGAGCAGACAAGGGAGGAGGUGAUAAAUACUCUUAGGUUUGAGUGGAACCGUAUGCCUCAGGAGUUGGUUGAUUGUUUCUGUAUGAAUUUUCACCUCAAUCUGUUACAGGUUCGUGCUUGGGGAGUAGAUAAUAAAUUUAAUGCCUAACAGUGUAGAAUAGUUUGCUGUACCUGAGAAUAUUAUACAAGCUAAUACAUAUUUGUGUUUGGUAAUUGGUGUACCAGUAUAUGCAAAUAUCGUACCCCAUUGAGUUCCAAGUUCAUCAUGUAAAUCACCACCUACUGUUAUAUAUGCUUUCAAUUCCCUGAACAGUUAGUGUCUGUUCUAGUCUCACACUUCUUAUGAACUAUGCUUAUUCUGGAAGAAAGAUUCGGCUGCACUCACUAUGACAAAUGGGGAAGGCAAAUCUUGGCUGAGACGCACGAGUAUAGGGUUGGCUUUUGUUGUAUUGAAGGGAUUGCGCCUGCGCUCGUAACACCAUUGCCGUGCCCACUACGAAACUGGGCUGAUGACGAACGGC
Messenger RNA from Tuber aestivum (summer truffle), 4741 nucleotides. The record is from the annotation of a GenBank genome assembly. NCBI's taxonomy places the organism in Eukaryota, Fungi, Ascomycota, Pezizomycetes, Pezizales, Tuberaceae.